AGUCACUUUGCAUCAAAAACAUGGCUAUACGGAGAAAAGAUAGCUUCCUCUGGGGAAAAGGUGGGAGAGGGCAGUGUGGAGGGUGAGGGAGAUGGCAUCAUCCGUGGACCUGUUUGCCCUGUCGUGAGUCAGGGAGGGAGGAGGUGAUAAAAGUUUUGACUAACCGCUCAAAGCACUUCAUGAUGAUGGAGGUCCACCAAGCCUAGCCCCAGGAGACAGGAGGGACGGUGACACCUAUGGGAUUCACAAAUUUCAAAUGCUGGAUGACAUUCAGAAGCUGAGUUUGGACAUCAAUCAUAUCAUGCCGGAUAUCCACAGCCCUGUAAUGAAAGAGCAGAAUAAAAAUGUUAUGAAGAACAGGAGAUUCUUACGUGGAAAAAAGAAAUUCAACAUGGACCCCAACAAGGGUGUCCAUUACCUGGUGGAAAAUGAAUUGCUGGAGUGGCGAGCAGAGUCCGUGGCUGAGUUUCUCUACAAAGAGGAGGGGCUGAACAAGACCGCCAUUGGCAACUUCCUGGGAGACAGGGAGGAAAUGCAUCUGCAGACACUGAAAGAGUUUGUGGGCCUGCAUGAGUUCUCCGACCUGAAUCUGGUGCAGGCGCUAAGGCAGUUUCUCUGGAGCUUUCGUCUCCCGGGAGAAGCUCAGAAGAUUGACAGGAUGAUGGAGGCGUUUGCAACUCGCUACUGCGACUGUAACCCAGGGGUCUUUCAAUCUACGGACACAUGCUACAUCCUGUCUUUUGCCAUCAUCAUGCUCAACACGAGUCUACACAACCCCAACGUGAAAGACAAACCCAGUCUGCAGCGAUUUAUUUCCAUGAACAGAGGAAUCAACCAUGGAGAGGACCUGCCCAUAGAACUGCUCACGAAACUGUAUGCGAGCAUCCGCAGCGAGCCAUUUAAAAUCCCUGAGGAUGAUGGGAACGACCUCACGCUGACAUUUUUUAAUCCAGACAGAGAAGGCUGGCUCCUUAAAAUGGGUGGGCGAGUUAAAACCUGGAAAAGGAGGUGGUUUAUUUUAACAGACAGCUGCUUGUACUACUUCGAAUACACCACAGAUAAAGACCCCAUAGGUAUUAUUCCUCUGGAGAACCUGUGUGUAAGGAGUCUACUAGACGCAAACAAACAGUAUUGUCUGGAGUUAUAUAACGCUAAAGGACAAAAGAUCAAAGCCUGCAAGACAGAGAACAAAGGCAGAGUGGUGCAGGGUAAACAUCAGUCCUAUAAGCUGAGAGCCGCCGGGCCUGAAGAGCGGGACGCCUGGAUAGAUGCGAUCAGGGCGAGCAUCACCAAAGAUCCAUUUUAUGACCUGGUGUCUCUACGAAAGAGGAAGGUCACAGGCACCCCUUCCUGAUAAGACUGAAACACAAGGCAUCAGAGGAAAAGUAUCUUAAUCCUGGAUUAUAUAAAUACAUUAUUAUAGAUGAAUCCCCAUGUGAAUCUGCCAAACGUGAAUAGCUAAGCAAUUCUCCAAAAUUCAAAUUGGGAAAUAACACUUGUUGAAGUGUAAAACCUUAGUUAUUUUUGUGAUGUUUAGUCUUGAUCUAACUGGAUGAACUACUGCACAGAGGGAAAGCUAGUCCUACUGACCAACAUCUGCUACCAGAGAGUGAUCGCAAGAAGGCUUGUUAGUGUCAUAGAAGUAAAACUGAACAGGCCUAAUGUGUGCAGGUCCAUGGCCCCUACGACCAAAACUCUUCAUCAAGUGACUGUGAACAUCUAUUGCAAAACAACCCCAAAACAGAUCUGAAAACAAUCACAAACAUUAAAACCAGGACAAAAACAUGGAAAACAACCAGGAAAAGAAAAAAAUGUACUACAAAGAGAUUGAAAACAUACACUUAGAGACUCAAAUUUACAAAAAGAAGAUUCAAAGUCACAACUAAGAGAAGUAAACUGACAGAAAAGGGAUGCAAAGGAUUGCAAAAAGUCUAAAAGGAGAUGUAAAACAAACACAAAGAUGAAAAAGACAACAAAACAUCACCAAAAUAAUAUAAAGAGAAACCCUGUAUUGAUGUUGUCUAUUGUGUAUCCUCUGCUCUAAUGGGAGUAACAACUAUUUAAUAUUAUUAAUUGAAAUAUUGUUUUAUUUAGAAUGUUUGAACAUGUUUAUUUGGCAUUCAUUUAUUUAACUGAUAAACAAUCUUACUUUAUAUAAUGUACAGCUUUAUGUUGUAAAUAAAGCACCUUACAUAUGAGCUCUUAUUAAUUUGAUUCAAGGUUUUUAUACUUUUAUGACUUUACUUACUCAUCACAACACGUAAAUGAAUUCCUUCAUAAAUAUUAGCAUUUUACAAUAGAGUGCAUUAAUACUGAUAAAUUGUUGUAAAUAAAGUGAAAGAAACCUGAAAAGAUUCAGUAACAUUCAACAAAUUAACUUAUGAAUAUUAUUCCUAUAUGGUAACUGUACAGUAUAUUUUAUUUUGCUUGAACAUGUGUUUUUCUGUAUGUUGGUAUAAUUUAAUGAGUAUAUUGAUGGAAGAUUAAAAUCCAAAUUGUAAAAUAAACUGGUGUUUGAGAAUGUG
Eleginops maclovinus (Patagonian blennie) is the source of this 2525-nucleotide messenger RNA. Its product is annotated as cytohesin-3-like. The record is from RefSeq and is a predicted model, not a curated record. The transcript is spliced from 14 exons. Lineage: Eukaryota; Metazoa; Chordata; Actinopteri; Perciformes; Eleginopidae. Bases 257 to 1354 code for a protein of 365 amino acids. Gene Ontology annotation, biological process: regulation of ARF protein signal transduction. Gene Ontology annotation, molecular function: guanyl-nucleotide exchange factor activity.